Messenger RNA from Choloepus didactylus (southern two-toed sloth), 2724 nucleotides. It is a transcript of the gene PTPA, whose product is annotated as protein phosphatase 2 phosphatase activator. Gene Ontology annotation, cellular component: protein phosphatase type 2A complex; nucleus; cytoplasm. Gene Ontology annotation, molecular function: protein tyrosine phosphatase activator activity; peptidyl-prolyl cis-trans isomerase activity. The transcript is spliced from 10 exons. The coding region runs from base 255 to 1226 and encodes 323 amino acids. Lineage: Eukaryota; Metazoa; Chordata; Mammalia; Pilosa; Megalonychidae. Gene Ontology annotation, biological process: mitotic spindle organization. The record is from RefSeq and is a predicted model, not a curated record.
CGCGCCUCCCAAAUAAGCGCGGUAACCUCGAGCCGGCCGUUGGUGGGCAUGCUCCCCGAGUGCCCCGCACCAACAUGGCGGUCAUCUCCGCGGGGAUGACUUUAAUUCUCGGUUUUUGGUUAUAGCUGGCGGGUACCCAUUUCUCUUCAGAAAGCUCUGAGCUCGGGGUGGAGUCGGGGAAAGGAAGAGUGGGUGCAGGGGUGAAAGGUGAGAGGAGACCGGAGACAUCCGGACUAGCUCUUGGCGGGAGGAAGAUGGCUGAGGGUGAGCGGCAGCCGCCGCCAGAGUCUUCAGAGGAGACCCCUCCAGCCACUCAGAACUUCAUCAUUCCAAAAAAAGAGAUCCACAUGGUGCCAGACAUGGGCAAAUGGAAGCGGUCUCAGGCAUAUGCAGACUACAUUGGAUUCAUACUCACCCUCAACGAAGGCGUGAAGGGGAAGAAGCUGACCUUCGAGUAUAAAGUCUCUGAGGCCAUUGAGAAACUGGUUGCUCUUCUCAAUACACUGGACAGGUGGAUUGAUGAGACCCCUCCGGAGGACCAGCCGUCUCGAUUUGGGAACAAGGCCUACAGGACCUGGUAUGCCAAACUCGAUGAGGAAGCAGAAAACUUGGUGGCCACAGUGGUCCCCACCCAUCUGGCAGCUGCUGUGCCUGAGGUGGCUGUUUACCUGAAGGAGUCAGUGGGGAACUCCACACGCAUCGACUAUGGCACAGGGCACGAAGCAGCUUUUGCUGCUUUCCUCUGCUGUCUCUGCAAGAUUGGGGUUCUCCGGGUGGAUGACCAAAUAGCUAUUGUCUUCAAGGUGUUCAAUCGAUAUCUUGAGGUUAUGCGGAAACUCCAGAAGACAUACAGGAUGGAGCCAGCUGGCAGCCAGGGAGUGUGGGGCCUGGAUGAUUUCCAAUUUCUGCCCUUCAUCUGGGGCAGUUCGCAACUGAUAGACCACCCGUAUUUAGAGCCCAGGCACUUUGUAGAUGAGAAGGCUGUGAAUGAGAACCACAAGGACUACAUGUUCCUGGAGUGUAUCCUGUUUAUUACUGAGAUGAAGACAGGCCCCUUUGCAGAACACUCCAACCAACUGUGGAACAUCAGUGCUGUCCCCUCCUGGUCUAAAGUGAACCAGGGUCUCAUCCGCAUGUAUAAGGCUGAGUGCCUGGAGAAGUUCCCUGUGAUCCAACACUUCAAGUUUGGGAGCCUGCUGCCCAUCCAGCCUGUCACAUCGUGCUAGGAGGGGCUGAGCAGCCAGAGCCACCCAGGCUGCUGUUCCUGUGCCUGCCCUCCCCUAUCCCAGCUACGGCCCCCUCCCCGCCCUCCUCCCCUCUGUUCUUUCUGUUUGGUGAGAGGCUGUUUACUAGGGUGGGGUGGUGAGCAUGGGAUUGAGGUGGGGCUCAGAGUGUAAAGCUGGAGGACUCAAGUUGGGAGAAGUGACCAAAGUGUGGCUGGUUUCCUGACCUCCCCUGUGGUGGAGGGGCAAGAGAAUGGGGGCUGGGUCAGGAUCCCUGGGCCGCUCACUCCUAUUCCUGUCCCUCCCUCUCCUACCUUCUAUCCUGUCCUGUCCCAUUUUGAGACCUGGGGUUAUUCUGCACACUGUGGGGAAGGAGGAUAUUUUGCUGUUUCCAUGACUUUCCCCUCCUCUGUCCCAUUGCCUUUCUGAGGGUUGGAGCAAUUGCUCCCUGCAGGGUGAGUGAAUUUCCUGAGUCCCUGGUUUCCACUCUUUGAGUGGGUUCUGGAUCCUCUAAGACUGGUGGCCAGCUAGGCGGGGUGGGCUGAGGUGGGGAAGGGAGAAGCCUUGGUUGUGCUGGCUGGUGACCCCUUGGCACCUCUCUUCUCAGCUGCUCCCUGGGCCUGAGGGAACAUGUGUCCAGAGCCUCAUCCUGGCUCUUCCAUUCUUUGGCUGAGUUUCCUGGCCAUAGCCAACCUGUCCCCUUCCUCAGCUAUGGAAGCUGCCCUUUGAGAGGCACUGGGUUCCUGGGAGGGGUUGGGCUGGGCUUACCUACCCACCCUCACCAGCUAACUGGGUGAGGGAGAGGCCUGUCUUUGCAAAGUUUUCCCUGACUGGGAGGGGGUGGUAAAGGCUCAGGGAGAACCUGGAUUCGUCUCAGCCAUCUUCUGCCUCCUCACUGCCACUUGCUUCUCCUCCCAAGGCCCCUUGGCCCAGCUUCUCUGCUCCCCUCAGUGGUGAGUGGGCAGUGGGAAGCUUAGAAAGCAGCAGCCCCCACUGCCUUGUCCUCCCACCUCCCUGGGAUGAGGUAAGCAAUGGCUCCCCCAGCCUGGGCAUUGGUUCUGAGGAUGGACAGGGGUCUGGGGCUGGACAGGCCCUCUCCUAGGGAUGAGGGGGUGCUGGCAGCAGCACUCCAGUUCCUGAGAUUUCUUCUAGGGCUGUUCCCAGGCCUGGUUCUUCCCUGCUGAAGCCUAGACCUGCCCUUCUCUACCAGUCCCAUAUCUGGGGCCCACAUACGAUUUGGCAGGGAGAGCACUUGAGAAGCACAAUACAGGGGCUUGGCCCUCAGAUCCAGGCCAGUGGUCUGGGUAGAGACUGGGGUAGGGCCACAAGAGUCACAGGAAUAAAGCUUUUCCAGGAGAGGCUUAGUACCUGCCUCCCUCCCAUGGUCCAGCCACUGCCCUCUUGGCAUUUCCUGCCCUGUGCUAGUGCCCCUCUUUCCCUCCCCACCCAGCUCCUUGCGCCUUUGUUGCUGUUUGGAUUAAAGCCUCUGUUUUACACCUGC